Messenger RNA from Athalia rosae (coleseed sawfly), 2747 nucleotides. Its product is annotated as beta-galactosidase-1-like protein 2. Gene Ontology annotation, cellular component: vacuole. Gene Ontology annotation, biological process: carbohydrate metabolic process. The record is from RefSeq and is a predicted model, not a curated record. The transcript is spliced from 11 exons. Gene Ontology annotation, molecular function: beta-galactosidase activity. NCBI's taxonomy places the organism in Eukaryota, Metazoa, Arthropoda, Insecta, Hymenoptera, Athaliidae. Bases 643 to 2571 code for a protein of 642 amino acids.
UCUACCUGUUAAGUCUUCUGAAACGCUCUACCGUUCGCAGGGCGCCGGUUUCAGAUAAUAUUGUGCAUACAAAUAAACCAUGUACGUACGUACGUCGCCAAUUUGACGACUGGGAGGAGCUUCUAAAUACUUGAUUGACUUCAAUACCUAAUCGAAUUGUUAAACACAUCAAUUAAAAACAAUACAUCCGCAUGCCGGUGCAGCUACUCGAUAUACAUAGUCAAAGAACUCAACGAACAUUCAAAUCUUCUUAUCUCAUUCUGGGUACGAUGGGCAUGAAACUUUAACAGUGCUUCAUUCUACAUUGUUAGUGCAAACAAAGGGUGCAACAAUCUUUUUGUGAUACAAAAAACGAAAUACAUAUCGUGAAAGGAUGUACUGUUCCUAUCAUUUACAGACAAUGCAAGAUAUAAUUUUAUCUUAAUGUUUCCACAAAGAUGAAUACUUGUUGCAUGUCACUUGCUUGUCAGCAGUUGGAAGUUGUGGAACAUAUUCAAGUUAUUUGAUACUAUUUUCGUAAUUGUAACAAACUUACAUAGUUUGCAACCGAGAAAAGUUAGCUACUUCUCCGUCACUGUCAAAGUAAUUUUACAACUGUAGUAAUAUUCUGAAAACAGUGAAGUAUCCAUUGCAUAAAUUGUCAUGAGUCUGCCAACCCUAUUUGAAUAUUACGCUUCAUCCCAAGUGACCUCUGGACUGGUCCCAAAAGCAGAUGGAUUCUACCUAAAUGGGAAAAAAAUUACUUUGUGCAGUGGAUCUCUUCAUUACUUUAGAGUUCCCCAAGAAUACUGGAGAGACAGACUACGAAAAUUCAGAGCAGCUGGUCUCAAUGCAAUUGAAACAUAUGUUCCCUGGAAUUUGCACGAGCCUGUGAGAGAUUCAUAUGACUUUGGAGAUGGCAAUAAUGAUUAUUCAGAUCUCCUUGAUAUUGUCAAGUUCAUACAAACGGCCCAAGAAGAAGACCUAUUUGUGAUCGUUAGACCUGGACCUUACAUUUGUGCAGAAUGGGACUUUGGUGGACUUCCAAGCUGGCUCUUGAACGAGGACGGAAUUAAGUUGAGAACCUCAGAACCUAAAUUCAUGAAACGAGUCACCAACUAUUUCAGUAAACUCUUGCCGCUCUUCACUGAUCUCCAGUUUACAAAGGGUGGAUCAAUAAUUGCAUUCCAGGUCGAGAAUGAGUAUGGUUCGGUUGAAUCGGAUGGAACCGUUCCCGAUAUUGAGUAUUUGAAAGCCGUGAAAAAACUGUAUGAGGAUCAUGGCCUGGUUGAGUUAUUUUUUACUGCAGAUACACCAACCCUGCACAAGGAUGCUGGAAGCCUUCCAGGAGUAUUGCAAACUGCUACCUGCAAAAUUUAUCCAGAUGCGGAAUUAUAUUUACUGAAAGAGCUGCAACCUGAUAAACCUUUAAUGGUCAUCGAAUACUGGACUGGCUGGUUCGAUCACUGGCUGGAGCCAUACCAUUCCAUCGAGCCAGUUGAUGCUUAUGCCGAUCGACUAGAAAAAAUUUUGAACUUUCCGUCAUCCGUUAAUUUCUACAUGUUCCAUGGAGGCACAAGCUUUGGCUUCAUGAACGGAGCGAAUGUGUUCACUCAUUAUCAGCCAGAUGUAACAAGUUAUGAUUACGACGCGCCAAUAUCAGAAUCUGGAGAUUACACGGAGAAAUACUACAAGACUAAGGAGAUUCUGGCGAAAUUUCAAACUGUAAAAACUAAGUUACCAGAGCCGCCUGCAAAAACUCCAAAAUAUGCUUAUUCUUCUAUUAAGGCAAUAGCUCAUUUGGACUUUGAAGAUCUCCUUGCCCAAGUGGGUGCAGAGUUCAAAGUUAAGUUACCAAAUGUGACAAACAUGGAGAAUUUGCCGAUCAAAAAUGGAAAUGGUCAAUCGUAUGGAUAUAUAAACUACAGAAAAAAAGUCUCACUGAACACAAAAUCUACCCUAAAAAUAUCAGGCUAUGUAACAGACACUGCCAUGGUGCUUGUCGAUGGAGAAUUGAAGAGCAAGCCAUUAGAAUCUGUCGAAGAUAUAAACGGUUUUGGUUAUUGGAUGCAGAAAGAUGCAGAGUUGACUAUAAAUUCAGACAAAGGAGGCAGCCAGACUUUGGAUAUCAUUGUUGAAAAUUGGGGACGUGUUAACUUUGGAGUGCUUUCUAACUUUGAUCAAAGGAAAGGUUUGUGGCAAGGUCCAGUUUACCUUGAUGGUAAUGAGCUCAAAGAUUGGGAAAUCUAUGCACUGGAGUUUACUUCUAAAUGGGUGAAGUCAUUGGAAAACUGGAAGCAAGGGCCUGCUACCAACAAAGUAGGGCCUACUGUUUCCAAAUUUGUUUUGCGUUUAACCGAAGUCUAUGACACGUUCAUUGACUUGAGGAGCUGGUCCAAAGGGAUAAUAUUUGUGAAUGGCUUCAAUCUGGGCAGAUAUUGUCACUUAGGACCGACCGGAACUCAGUAUUUACCAGCACCACUGCUCACGAAAGGGGAAAACGAAAUUUUAGUGUUUGAUCACUUCCAAUCAAACUCUGAACUAAGUUUCUUGGACUAUCCCAUUCUGGGAGAAGCCAAGGCUUGCGAGUAGGUAUGGUGAUAUGAGUCAUGUUAAAAAAGGAAACAAAAAAAGUGAGCUACUACCUUGAUACAUGCCCAGUUAUCCUACAAUAACACGUAUUACAUUGAAUAUACAGAAACUUAUGCACCAGAAUUUUUAUACUUAUUCAAGACUUAUCAAUAAAUAAUCAAGGCUUGAGGCUGUUA